Molecule: messenger RNA, 1091 nt
Organism: Pecten maximus
Lineage: Eukaryota; Metazoa; Mollusca; Bivalvia; Pectinida; Pectinidae
Product: transmembrane protein 272-like
Exons: 8
Coding region: 110-820 (236 amino acids)
Source: RefSeq, a predicted model, not a curated record
ACUUUAGAGCUAUCAGUCACGGUCUCUGCGACGCUUUUGUUUAGAUUUUUAGACAAACGCGGAAAAGAAAUUGUUGAUAGUUUAUUUAAGUCUACGUAAAACUGAAACAAUGGCAGAAGAAACAAAAUUGGCAAGCAGUGAAGUUGGGAUGCCUCAGGACUCUCCACCAUCUUACCAUGCCACUGAAGACCAGUCAGCAGUGGACAUGCCUGAGGGCCUACCUCCCUAUGGUGCAAACGGAUAUAACGAGCCUCCUCCAUCAUAUGAUUCACUAUUCGGGAAGGUGAAGGCUGCCAAAGCUUCCUCCAGCAACAAUGCCCAGUUUGCCAAGAGUUUUGUGGGCAUUCUUAUGGGAACCUUGGCCUGUACCAUUAUAAUGGGGAUUUUCCUGGCCAUUCCCAUUGCCAUGACAGCAAUAGGAGGUGUUUAUCUACACGACUGUCCAGCAGAGAGGUAUAUCCCCAUCUAUCUCCUUGUGGCUGGAGUGUUUGGGAUCAUCAAGAAUUUGUCCAGUCUAGGACAGAAGCUAAGGAACAGGAAAGAAGGAGAAGAUGAUGACCAAAAAAAUGUGAAGACUAACCCUGGAGAUAUGCUACUUAACUGCUUUCUGUUUGCCUGGUUUAUUGCAGGGAAUGUGUGGGUGUAUCGUACCUAUGGUAACUUCACUACUGUAGCCACUUCACCAUUGUACUGCCAUCCUACAUGUUAUUACUUUGCCUUCUGGGUCAUCACAUCAACAUACAUCUUGGCUGGUGUCAUCUGCUUCCUGACAUGCUGUGGAGGGAUUAUAGCUGCUCUUACUACAGGAAGCAAGGCCUAGUAACUAAGGAAUUAUUUUGGUUUAUGGUGUGUAAGGUAAAUCAAGUAGAGCAGCCACCUUCCCAUUGUUCUGCCAUCCUACACCUGUAACAGCUCUGAUACAUCCUGGCUGGUGUCGUCUGCUUCCUACUCUGACGUGACCUGCACCUUAAGAGUGUAAACCUUUAAUUUAUGAUGCUUAGAGUCCCAUAUUCAUUACAUGUAACCUAGAUACAUGUAUUAUAUACAUAUAUAUUCAUUUAUAUGAGAUAAUCAAAAAAAAAAAAGAAAAA